ACGUCUCGUCAUAGUCGUCGCUCCCGUUGUGGAGAGUCCGGUUCCGCCGUCCGCCGUGGCCGGUUAUUAUUGCUGGCUUGCUUCAAAAAUAGCGAAAGGGACGCCUAGUGACGCGGAGGGGGUACUUGGUUUUCCACGUUGCGAGAGACAGGCCAGCUCAUCCGGGUCGUUUGAAUUUCCCAGAAAAUGUUGGAUGUCGAAACGCGGUUGACUGGGAAACAAUUUCCUUCCGAGAGAUUCACGUAAUACACCUCCAGUGUGCGUGUGUGUUUCAUUCAGGGUUGAACAAACAACGCCCUUUAGUGUAACACUGGGCCGCCGCAACGCCGCCGUGACUGCUCCUUCUUAUCGAUUUCCGGACCCAACCUCCCCUUGCCCUCAGUCGUCGUUCAGAUAACGUGUGGAUUGCGACAACGUUUUAGACUGGGGAUAGAGUCAGAAAAGUCUUGGUGUGCCAAUAAGUAAGUCCUGUGAGCUCAAUUUUCCCGUCUUUUUUUUUUCCUUUUCACUGGGCGGAUUGCGUCGUUUCCAUUUGAUUUCCCCCAGUCUCUCCGUCUUCCUUUGUGAGCGAUUUAUCGAUGGAAAUAAACGCGUGUUCCAGAAUUAGCCGUCAUGUCAGAUUGACAAUGAACAGCCGUCACCUUCUUAUCGUCUGAUAUUUCGGAGAACACGGAGCACCAGCCAAAAAGGGGUACACUCAUUUUUCAAAUUCCUUUUGAUGGCAUUGCCAUAGCAACGCUUUGAAAAGCCAACACCGGUAGCCGGGAUUAUUAACUUAGGAACGCCUUGUUGUUUCCCAUCAGAGACAAAAAAUAAAAAAGUUGCAAUUUUUUAUAAGCUCAUUCAAGACGAGAGAGUCGGUUCAUUUAUUAAACAGUUGUAGGAACGUUCCGACGUCAAAUCCGCUCGUGUUUCAUUCAACGACGGACCCUACGCCAGCUGUUUCUUGGAUGUGUAACACAUUUAUCUCGUCUAGGACUCGAAUUAACAAGGAAAGUGUUUCGCAAAAGCCAUGAUUCUACGUAGCUCAAACGUGAACAUGUUACCAGAUAAAAAAAAGAUAACCUAUAGUGUGCCCUGGGUUUUUAUUGAUCUGCCGUGCUGGAGGGAAGAUGUCGAGGGAGUGCAGCCUCACCUGCUCAUGUGAAAACACUCGCGCAGCUCUUCUAACGAUUUUCCCCCCUUUUUUCUUCUUCUUUCUAUCCGCUUUUGUUUAUUUCAAAAGGUUGUUGAGUUGUCACAUGGAAGAUGUAAAUCAUCAACCUGUUCGUCUACUUCGCUUCGUCAAAUUAUUAGAUGAUUCCUCAUCAUGCGAGACGGCGUCGUCUUGUCUGCCGGACAUUCACGGCGAUGGAGUCGAUUGGCGGGGACUGAAUUACGACAAAAAGGACUGGCUUCUCUCGUUGAAGGGCAAACGUAGUGACCGUCGUAGUUGCGCCAUUUUGCGUCAUCAGUCCGUCCCCGUCUAUUCAACCGGUCGACAAGUGAGCCAUGUGAUUGCAUCCAAGACGUCCCGAGACGUUAAAAUGGAACGUCAAAAACUUCGUCACCACCAGCAGCAGCUGAAAUGCUGCAGUCUGGACGGUGAUCCAAUUGCAAUCAGUGGUGCUGGCGCCGAGGAGUCUGUAAUCACUCCACCUAAGGAUUUUCAAGAUCAUCUGGCGGACAGCUGCAAAAUAACAUCCAGUGGUGGAGAGGAUACCAGUCUGCUGACGGUGGUCGUUUCCGGCGGCUGUGUUACUGAGACGAUACUUGAGCCGCCGGCCAUGUUUCGACCGCCAGCUAUUCGACACAGACCUCGGACGGAAUUGUACUGGACGGCGGAGCGACCAGCUUGGACGCCGCUCCUUCCGGCUCCCAACGAGUCGACCAGCCAAGUUUUUAACGAAGAGCUGGAACGUCUUAAAUCGCACUCACUUUUUCUUCGUUUCCCAUUGGACGGCGCUGCUCGCGUCCAUUAUCGAUCAUCCAGGAGCGUCGUCAUCCAAUCCGCUUCCGUCAAUCAAUACAGGAUCCGGACGGAGGAAACAACCGAGGCCAAUUAUCCAUCCGACGGAAUCUAUGAGGCCGUGUCGGAAACAGAAAGCGAAGAGGAAGAUGAAGAAACCAGUAAGGAAGAACCACCCGCCAACAGGAGAGCUCACGGUGGUCAUCGAGUUUCAGCCGCUCGGCUUUCUUCCUCAUCCGGAUUGUCUUCCUCCCAAGCGACGACCACAUCGUCCACUACUUCAGAUGCCGACAGUGGAAUCGACGGGAUCAGUCCUCGUGUUUCGGCUACGGCGUUUGGCGAAUCGACGCUGAGUCCAUCGCAGAGUAUCUUGUACAUUGACAGCAUCAGCGCUCGCAACAGCGUCGUGCACGAUACUACUGCCGAGGAGCAGCCAGCGGAUGAUUCCACCAACGAUCCGGAAGAGUCUUCCAGGCUACCCUCUGACGAAGGAUCGUUUAAUGAUCCUAGGGCUAGCAUCCUGGUCGUGGAAGGAGAUCCACGUCGUGAUCGAGCGCAUCGUGUCGCAAUUGAACUUUUACACACUGAACGAACUUAUGUUGACGUUUUACACUUGCUCGAUCAGGUGUUCCAGUUUCGGAUCGACCAGGAAAACCGAGCGCACGGAAUGUUUGCACAGGAUUUGAUUCCGCAAAUGUUUUCCAACAUUAAAUCGCUUUUUAAAUUGCACCACGAUUUUUUUCUACCGAGAUUGGAAGAGCGACUCAGAGAGUGGGAAGAGCAGGAGCAACAAGAACGAAGAAUUGGUGAUAUUAUGACGAGUUUCGCUCCGUUUCUCAAAAUGUACGCCGAAUAUGUCCGCAAUUUCGAUCACGCAACGAAUCUGAUCAGCACGAUGAGUCUGAAAUCGCCCCGUUUUGUGGCCAUCGUCGACGAAAUUCAGCAAUUGCCCCAGUGCGGCCAUUUGAGUCUUCAACAUCACAUGCUGACGCCGAUCCAACGAGUUCCUCGCUACGAAAUGUUAUUACGUGAUUAUCUGAGGAGGCUGCCAGAAGAUUCGGCCGACCGAGCAGAAACCGAAAAAGCGCUACAUUUGGUUUCGACAGCGGCUAAUCACGCCAACGAAGCCAUGAAAAAGAUUGACCAGUUCAAACAGCUGCUGGAAAUUCAGGAGAGUUUAGGUGGCGCCGUUGAUCUCGUCUCGCCCACACGCGAACUGGUGAAGGAGGGCAAAAUCGUCAAAAUAUCGGCCAGGAGCGGCGACCACCAAGAACGUUAUCUCUUUCUGUUCACCGAUUUGCUGUUGCUCUGCUCACCACGACUUAUCCCUAAUCGGGUCAUUGGCGGGGCCGGUUUACCACCGUACCGCGUUCGUGCUCGUUUCACCGUCUCUAAUGUGGAAGUGUUGGAAGGUGACAACCUGGAAACGGCCAAUACGUUCUACUUGCGUGAAGGAGCCAAAACGGUUGAACUGUACACGGGCACUCAGGAGGAGAAGGAAGCUUGGAUCGACGGCCUUUAUGCUGCCAUGACCGAAUUGACACGUCGUAAAUCUUCGCUCAGGAUCUCACCCAUGCAGUCGCAACAACAAGCCAGACCACCCAGUUUAGAUGCCGAUAAUAGUGACUCAUCGCUGGGUAAGGCGGCCCCUACGCUCGUUCGGAUGGAUUCCGUUACAAGAUGUUUCCACUGCCAAGGACAGUUUUCUGUCAUGAAGCGCAAACAUCACUGCUACUCCUGUGGACGAGUGGCUUGCAAUCGGUGCUCCAAUCAUAAACUUCCCUUACCUUACGAUAGCACCAAGUCGUGGAGAGUCUGUGACCCUUGUCACGAAGUCCUCGUUUCGUCUGGACGUCGAGAAAUGACAAAUAUUUCGCCCGUUCAUACGCCCGACUCGGCUCCUUCACCGCCCAGUCUGCGAUCAAGUCUUUUGGAGGUGGAUGUCGAGACGCCUUCCGUGCUGAGCGGAUACCUUAGUCUCAAGACCCGUGGCAAAACGUGGCAGCGGCGCUGGUUCGCCCUGCGUUCUGAUUUUGUGCUUUACUCUUAUCGAAGCCAUCAAGGCGAAAGCCGGGCCAUGACGGCCACACCUGUUCCGGGAUUCGCUGUCACCUUGGUUAGCGGUUCAAGUAGUUUGCUGGCUGACGGUGCCAGUCCUAGUCACCUGCAAUCCGUUGUCGACCAGGCCAGUAAACUCAGCACUUCUAACGGCGACGGAGUGGGAAUGAUUUCCGAACGGGAUCGUUCAUUUAAAAUGGCCCAUGUCCAUAAGAGCUACCAGUUCCAGUCGCCGACUCGACAAGAAGCUGAGAAGUGGGUCCAGUUUCUACAAAUGGCUGCUAAAGCUGACUUGCCAUCGCCAUCAUGACGCUGUAAAAAAUGACAGAAAAUACCAAAGAUUGUGCACAUAUCCGUCGACUUAAAACAGAGAAAUAUUGAUCAAGAAUCGUUUGUAAAGCCUUGUAUGUAUGUUUUGUUUAUUGUAGCUUCUUUAUGUUUCAACAUGCAACAUUUGCUGUACAUAAUUCAUGUCUGGAUUGCACACAACACACGCCCUCACUAUACGCUUCCGAAAUGUUGAAAUGUGUAAUAAUCGAUAUUCUAGACGAGGAAGGUACGGGCCGCUUGUUUCUUUUUUGUCAUAUCUCCAUUUUGAAUUUAUAUAACGAAUCGCGAGUUCCUUCGCCGCUUGAUGUCGAACAUCGUUGUUAAACCGCAUUUUUCGCAAUAAUACAAAGUUUUGUAAAAGAUA
Molecule: messenger RNA, 4700 nt
Organism: Daphnia pulex (common water flea)
Lineage: Eukaryota; Metazoa; Arthropoda; Branchiopoda; Diplostraca; Daphniidae
Product: FYVE, RhoGEF and PH domain-containing protein 1-like
Exons: 11
Coding region: 1113-4316 (1067 amino acids)
Biological process (GO): filopodium assembly; cytoskeleton organization
Cellular component (GO): cytoplasm
Molecular function (GO): metal ion binding; guanyl-nucleotide exchange factor activity
Source: RefSeq, a predicted model, not a curated record